Messenger RNA from Ceratosolen solmsi marchali, 1198 nucleotides. RefSeq names its product prohibitin 1 (gene Phb1). Lineage: Eukaryota; Metazoa; Arthropoda; Insecta; Hymenoptera; Agaonidae. The coding region runs from base 127 to 945 and encodes 272 amino acids. Gene Ontology annotation, biological process: mitochondrion organization. Gene Ontology annotation, cellular component: membrane; mitochondrion. The transcript has 4 exons. The record is from RefSeq and is a predicted model, not a curated record.
UCAAUCGGGGUGUUAUAUAAGAGCUAUUAAUAAGGAUUUUAAGGACAAAUAUAGUUAUAUUUUAUUCAUUUCUUAUUAAGAUCAAGAUUAUUAAUAUAAGAACUUGAGAAGUGAUAGUGUAAGAGAAUGUCGGUAACAUUUUUCAAUAGACUAGGUCAAUUAGGCCUUGGAGUUGCCAUUGCUGGAAGUGUUAUAAAUUCAGCCCUAUAUAAUGUUGAAGGUGGUUACAGAGCUGUUAUUUUUGACAGAUUUGUUGGUAUAAAAAAUAAUGUAGUAGGUGAGGGAACACAUUUUAUUAUUCCUUGGAUUCAGCGGCCAAUUUUAUACGACAUUCGAUCAAAACCUAGAAAUGUACCAGUUGUCACUGGAAGCAAGGAUUUGCAAAAUGUAAAUAUUACAUUACGUAUUCUAUUUCGUCCAGUGCCUGAAUCAUUGCCAAAGAUCUAUACGAUUCUUGGCAUAGAUUAUGACGAAAGGGUAUUACCAUCUAUUACUACCGAAGUACUAAAGGCAGUGGUGGCACAAUUUGAUGCCGGAGAACUUAUAACUCAAAGGGAGCUUGUAUCACAAAAAGUUAGUGAAGAAUUAACCGAAAGGGCCAGUCAGUUUGGCGUUAUUUUGGAUGAUAUAUCUAUUACACAUUUAACAUUUGGUAGAGAGUUUACUCAGGCUGUUGAAUUGAAGCAAGUUGCGCAACAAGAAGCAGAAAAAGCUCGUUUUCUUGUAGAAAAAGCUGAACAACAGAAAAAAGCAGCCAUUAUUACUGCUGAGGGUGAUGCAGAAGCCGCCAGUAUGUUAGCAAAAUCACUCGGAGAAGCUGGCGAUGGUCUUGUUGAACUUAGAAGAAUCGAAGCAGCUGAAGACAUUGCAUUUCAACUUGGAAGAUCUCGUCAAGUUAUAUAUUUACCACCUGGCCAGGGGACUUUGUUACAAUUGCCUAAUUAGAAAUACUACUUAAAUUGAAAAUACAAGCCAAUUGCAUUUUAUAAUUUUAAUACUAUAUUUGUAACUUGAUAUUUGACUAUCCGCUGAAGAAAGGAGAAGUUAACCAAAUUCUUCCCUCAGGGCUCUUUAUACUUCUAUAGCAUAAAAGCGUAUUGUAUUUGUAGAUUUAACCAGUACAUUUGGUGGAUAUGAAAAUGUUAUAUUUAUAUUUCAUGAGAAAGAAGAUUCAAUAAUAAUACAUACUGAUUCACUA